Messenger RNA from Amoebophrya sp. A120, 1312 nucleotides. Lineage: Eukaryota; Dinophyceae; Syndiniales; Amoebophryaceae. The record is from the annotation of a GenBank genome assembly.
GUGUAGUUUCGUGCGCGCGGCCCACUAGCCAGCGAGUGUGAGGGAGGAUUUAGCUAGAAAUAGAAUUCUUUUUGCUUUACAUACUCGCGAAUAUCAUUCGAGAGCAUGAUGAGUGCUAAGAUGGUACAGAUGGUUCCUGAUUCCGGUCUGGACCGAAGGCAGCACCCGCGUCGCUGUCCACCUCGGCCACCCGCGCAUCCGAGUCGCCUGGCAGCUGCCAGUACGAAUCUGGAUCAAACGGUUAAAAUGACCGUAAUGUCAUCUAAAGGCAGACCUUCCCCACCAACUCAGAAACCCCACGAUAAUUUGGCACGAACGCAGGCUGCGAGCAGCACGAAGACGUACAACCGCUCGUCUGAACUAGACCGCACAUGCUUGAGCAACACUUGCCCCGCUCGAAAUUCUGCCAAGGAAAAUCAAUCCGCCCCGAUGGUCCGGGCAUUUUCACCCGCUCUCCGAACAAUGCUGCACCAGCGACCGGUCGCGACCAGUCGCUCCCCACCGCGAUUGCUAACCACUGCAACUACCGCAAUAACUGCUGCAGCGACCACUGGCAUCGCGAAACCGCAGCGCGGCCCACCGAGUUCUUGUUCUCUCAGUGUUACAGCCUCGCCGAGAAUUGUGCCCUCGUCCUUCCGCCGCGGAGGCUCUCCACUCCCGACCUGCCGACCGCUAAUCGCGCCGUCAAGUCCCCGCAUCGAAACAGGGUGGAACACGGCUCGGACGACGACGCGCGGAACUACAAUCUCCGCGAGCAGGGUGCUCCUGUCUUCGCCGCAGGCGAGCAACCCGCGGCCACCGGGAGCAGCAACUGCAGCUGGGGUAGUUUUCACGACGCGUCAAUCCUCUCGAAAGUCUGAGCCAAAGCAGGAUCCCCUUAUUCGGGCAUCACCUGCGAAGGAAGCGGAACGCGAGCCCGGGCGUGCAGCUCUUGCGGUUACUCCAACAACCGCAGCGCCUUCCCCAAUGGACGAUGAUGUUCUUGCCGGCGCCGACACUCUAGCCAGGUCCAACAAAAAACCUGUUGCGGUAGCGGAUGGCGAGGACGUGAGUAGCAAAGCUGAGCUGUGGGAGAAGAAGUGCCGUUGUUUGCAAAUCGAAAACUUUGCUUUGCGGAAAGAGGUGGAGUAUCUGAAAUCACGAAUUGUAUCGCUUUUGCAGGAACAGCGAGCUGCAGGCGAGUGAAGCAUGAAAAAGGGAUUCUAGAAUUCUGCAGGACGAACAAUCAUCCGAACUUUCUGUCGCCCCGCCCAGGUGCACCUCAGAGCAACGCAGAUGAUGAGUCACGCAAUUUCAGCCGUAAUUCGUAUUG